AUGCCGCGAAGGCCCAUCACAUCAGAUCCAACGAAGCGCAGAAGGUCAGACGGCACAAGAUCGCGAAAUGGGUGUCGCACCUGUCGCGCCCGCCGCAUCAAAUGCGACGAAACCCCCAACCAAUGCAAAAACUGCACAUCAACCGGGCGCUCUUGUACCUAUGACAUCCAUCGCCUCCCCCGUGCCGCAAAUAAUACGUACCGUUUUCCCCACGACCUACUCCCUCAAGUAACGGACGGCUUCCGCUGGACGAUAACAUCCGACGAGCGGCGCUGCUUCUCACACUUCCAACACUUUACAAUCCCAGGAUUACUGGAAUUAUUCGACUCGGAACUAUGGAAGCAGCUCGUCCUUCAAAUCAGUUACUCCGAGCCGGCAGUCUACCACGCUGCGGUGGCCUUGAGCGCCGUACACCAGGACGUCGAGGUAUCGGGGAUGCCAUUGCCAGGACAGACUCGACAGAAUAUCUGGCAGAAGUUUGCACUCGAACAGUCCGCACGCUCAUUCGGGAUAUUAAGCCGACGGCAUGCGAGUGAUCCCCACUUGAGAGAGGUCAUGUUGCUCUGUUGUCUUCUAUACUCGCUCCUAGAGCUCCUACAGGGCCAAUACGAGCGAGCAUGCCACCACCUCCAAGGAGGCCUACGUAUACUCCGAGAGCUCAAAGUCCAGAAGCCUCUAGCAGACGAAACUGAGUCACCCGUGGAGAAAUGUUUAGUGGCAGCCUUCGUACAGCUAGAUAUCCAAUCGACAUACUACGGCGUCGACGGACCAGUUCUAUGCGUGGACAACGAACUAGGCAAAUACCAAUGGCAACUGAAAAAUACCGAGUCAUUCGCAAGCCUCAUCGAGGCCCGUCAAGCCAUCGAGCCCCUAGUCAGUGGAGUAUUCCGAUUCACAUCACAAUCCUGGCCACUAUCUCCCGCCGACGUGGCGAGAGAUUACAACGCCCUGCUUCCGCGUCAAUACCAACUCCUCUCCCAAUUAACCCACUACGCCGAACUCUUCACCCCAUUCUACACCCACGCAUACCCCACCCUCACGCGAAAAGAGCAACGCGGCUCCGACAUCAUCUACAUCCUCCACCGGACCCUCACACUGUCCGUCAAAACCUGCCUCCUAGCCAAGAACCCCGCCGUGCUCGACAUCUACACCCCGGAAUACCAAGAAGCAUUAUACCUCGUCGAAGCACUAUUACACAAGUACCCCGAACGACCAGCAUUCACACUAGACGUGGGCAUUCUACCCAGCUUGUAUCUGAUCUCGUUCGGAUGCUACGAUAUCCGAGUACGGCUGCGCGCCAUCGAAGUGCUGCAGCAAUGGCCGCAUCGGGAGGGACUGUUCGAGUCGAAAUGGGCGUCGUUUCUCUUGCUGGAGUUUGUGAAAGCGGAUAUCAAGAAGGAUGCGGAGAAUGUGCCAGAAUUGACGGUGAGUGAGGGUUCCGCGUCCGGGUCUGGCUCAAGUUCGGCUGCGAGUUCGCCCUCUGCUACGGUGGAUCAGUAUAUGUCUACUGUUGGGCAUAUUGAGCGCGUUCAGCAGCAGAUUAUGACUGGUCAGGACUUUCUGUUGCAGGAUGCGCUGCAGAGCGCGGAUUAUUUGACUUCGUGGUCGUGCGUUAAGGCGAUAGCGCCGAAGAGGGGGCGCAUGGCUAAAGGAUCAUCUACUUAA
Molecule: messenger RNA, 1665 nt
Organism: Aspergillus niger
Lineage: Eukaryota; Fungi; Ascomycota; Eurotiomycetes; Eurotiales; Aspergillaceae
Exons: 2
Coding region: 1-1665 (554 amino acids)
Biological process (GO): regulation of DNA-templated transcription
Molecular function (GO): zinc ion binding; DNA-binding transcription factor activity, RNA polymerase II-specific
Source: RefSeq, a predicted model, not a curated record